UAUUCCAUAUGAGGAAAAAGCUUUCUCUUCUGCAUUUACUACUUGAGAAGAGAACAAUACUCAGAAUUUUCAUUUUAUUUUUCUUCUUAUAAUCUCUUCUCUUUUUGUAUUUUCUCCUAUUCUCUUAAAGUUUGACAACAAAAGAGAAGAUGGAAAAGGGCUUCGUCAAGAUUUUCUCUCCUGAAAACAGUGGAAAGAGGCUCAAAAUUCCCACAUCUUUUACAUAUUACAAGAAUAGAAAAUUACCAAUGAAAAUUAACCUUAGGGAUCGAUUUGGCAAUAUGUGGCCUGUAGGAGUGAACAAAAUCGGAGGAAAUUUGUAUUUUCAAUAUGGAUGGGAGAAAUUUAUUGAGGAUAAUAGUGUAGAGGUUGGAGAUUUUCUUGUUUUUGACUAUGAUGGAAAUAAAAUGUUUGACUUUAAAUUACUUGGAAGAACUAAAUGUGAAAAGAACGGAGUUGGAGGUUUAAAAGCGGAAGAAAUGAUUGUUGAACAUCAAAAGAGUAGAGAGUCAAAAGAGAAGAAUUGGGCUAGUGAUAGCUGUAAUAGUUUUUCUUCCUACGAUAACGAUGUGGAGUACAUGGGAGAACGAGAUGAGGACGAGGAUGAGGACGAGGAUAAGGACGAGGAAUAUAAAGAGACUAAAAAGGUAGCAUGUUACGUGGAAGAUGAAGAAGAAGACGAUGAAGAUGAAGAAGAAGAAGAUGAGGGAGAGAAUCAAAGAACUAACACACAUAAGAAAGAGGCGCUACGAUCAAAAGCCUUUGCUUGCAAGGUGAGGAAUCGUCACGACCAUUUUGGUGUAGAUAUAUUCAAAAGUGGACGUGCAACACAGCCGAAAAAUCCUUAUUUUGUAGCAAAAAUAAGAUCAAAGAGGAGAGAUCAACUGUAUGUUCCGGUUGAUGUGGUAAAGGACUACAAACUUGAACUGCCUUCAAGUAUGACCAUUCGCGACUCUAUUGGCAGAGAAUUUGUGACGAAACUCAACAAGUGGAAGGACGGUAGAAUAUGGCUUGUAGGUGGAUGGCGCAGUUUAUGUAGAUGGAACCUUGUGGAGAAAAAUGACCAUUGUAUUUGUGAAUUUGUAAGAGGAAAGCGCAACAAAGACCUUCACUUACGGGUUCAAGUUCUCCGUGAAGGAGAAAGUUCUGUUACAUUAUAGACUAGAGUUGUGUCACUCUUUCUUAAGCUACUUUGAAUUGUGUACUUCUAUCCUUCUUUUUCUUCAAAUCCAAGAUUGGAGUCUUCUGUUGCAUCUUUCUACUGUUAAUGAACUCCUACAUAUUGUCAAAAAAGCUUGAUGUUC
Messenger RNA from Solanum lycopersicum (tomato), 1304 nucleotides. RefSeq names its product B3 domain-containing protein REM20-like. The record is from RefSeq and is a predicted model, not a curated record. Gene Ontology annotation, molecular function: DNA binding. NCBI's taxonomy places the organism in Eukaryota, Viridiplantae, Streptophyta, Magnoliopsida, Solanales, Solanaceae.